Molecule: messenger RNA, 1257 nt
Organism: Diaporthe batatas
Lineage: Eukaryota; Fungi; Ascomycota; Sordariomycetes; Diaporthales; Diaporthaceae
Exons: 2
Coding region: 313-1236 (307 amino acids)
Molecular function (GO): oxidoreductase activity
Source: RefSeq, a predicted model, not a curated record
GUCGAAGUCAUCGUGUUAGCACAGUCGGCGGGGGCUUGCUAAUGGCCCGCGCUCGUCGCACGUCUUGGUCUGUGAUGAGGGGCCGGCGCUAUUAAUCAAUGACUCUCACCAGAUAUGUUUCUGGAUGAACCCCUCCCGGGCCUGUGUUGAGCGGUGAUAAAAGAGACGCAGGCCGCCCGAAUCUUGUUGAGCCAGGAUGUGUGGACCAUUGCAUCUUUCACCUAGCCCUCUAAUAUAUCAGACUCAGCAAGGACUAUCGAAACAUAGAUAUAUCCGACUUUUCCCAGCUUCACACCAAAGAAUCCGCAUAUCAUGACUACCAUCAAGAAGGUCGCAAUUGCUGGUGCCAAUGGCGCACUUGGCAAGCCUCUUUUCGACGCGCUCGUCAAGGCGGGCUUCGAAGUGACCGUCCUAGCUCGCAGCGCGGGCAAGAUCCCCACACUUCCACCAACAGCAACGGAGACCGUUGUCGACUUCGCUUCACCCGACUCCCUCGUCGCCGCCCUCAAGGGCCACGACGCUGUCGUCUCCGCGCUGGGCUCCCAGCCGGGAACAGCACAAGCACAGAAGGCACUCGCCCAGGCUUCCGCAGACAGCGGCGUCAAGCGCUUCAUCCCCUCCGACUUCGGUAGCAACCUUGACAACCCAGAGGUCCGCAAGCUCGCCGUCUUCAAGGACAAGAUCGAGCUCCGUGACGAGCUAGUCAGGCUUUCCAGGGAGACAAAGCUGACUUGGACAAGCGUGAGCAACAACGCCUUCCUCGACUGGGGCCUGGAGAACAAGUUUUUACUCGACCCUGUAGAAGGUAAGGCUACGCUCUGGGACGGUGGCGAGAACCUCAUCUCGGUCACUCGUUUGGCUGCUGUGGGUCAGGCUGUCGUCGGUGUCCUCAAGCACCCGGAUGAAACGGCAAACCGCACCGUUUUCGUGCAAGAAGCCGCUGUGUCUCUCAAGAGGCUGGUCGAAAUCGCCAAGGAAAACACACCCGGCAAGACAUGGACGGUUGUGGAGGGUAGCACCGAGGACGUCGUGAAAAAGUCCAAUGAGGCGCUAUCCAAGGGCAUUUUCGAGGCCUGGGUGUUCGUCAGCCUCAUCUUCCGGGCGGCAUUCUCAAAUGUCACUGGGGCUCACUUUGCGAACAAUGACAAUUCCCUGCUUGGUGUACAUGAACUCUCCGAGGCGGAACUCAAGGCCGUGGUCAAGGAAAUCCUGGCAGGCAUACCCGGGGCAAAUUAGGUCGAGAUGCUCAAGUGCCGG